CCGGCGUUCCGCCCGUGCCGCGGGUCUAGGGCCAGUGCUCCGUCGCCGUUCCGCCGCACCGGAUCCAUCGUCGAGCAUCGAGACCGGAUCGCUGUGCCGUCCGGAGUUCCCCGGACUUGGACGUCGCGACGCACGGGGUCGACAAACCGGCCGAAACAACCUGCUGCUCCGCAAGUCUGGUACGGAUUCUCGCACUGGAUUUGGGUUAAUUGUGCCUGGGGCUGAGGCACGUACGUUGUAACAAAUCCUCAUCGUUCAGUUUUAUUUCAACGGCUGGCAAAUUUUCAAACAAUUCGAGUACGGAGAGUGGAAAAAGAAGAAGAGCGUGGUUGAAGAGGAGUCGGUCUGUGGUGAGGGUGUGAUGCCAUCAGUUGCAUGUGCGGUAACAGUAGUGCGACCCGUGGCCCGCUGUUGACCAAGAGGUAUGGGCUGGCUGCUGACCGUUGUACUCUUGCUGGCCCUCAUCGUGCUCAUGGCUACAGGGCUGCCAUCGCCUCAGGGGGCGCACGGCCAACCGCAGGCGGGCGUCGCCCAGUCGACGCCGAGCCCUGUCGCACCUUUCCCGAUGGGCGGAGUCGUUGGUGGUGUGCGCAGAACUCUGUCCGGAUGGCGCGAGUGGCGACGCGCAGACCCUACCCUAAUCAACAGCUUGUGGCGCAGCAAAAUGGGCAACGGCAUCAGAAAGCAACUAGGCAAUGCGGAAGUUUAUAUAAUGCUGGCUCUGCUGAUCGGUUUGGUGACCGUGGUGAUCGGUUGUUGGCUCUCAGACAAUUGCUGGUCGCCGGAACCGGAGGGCCAAAUCGUGACGGUGGCCUGACCCAAACUGAAACCGCCUCUCGGCUUGGCGGCGCCCAUCAGCGUGGUCAGCGUUUCCCCCAACUCCUCCCAAUCGUCCGACAGUCCGGAAAGCGACUGGCCUUUGGUUGAGGUUUCGGACAGAGAUUCGUUGAACAUCUGACAUCACGCCUUGUGCGAGAAGAACGGCACAAACUUGGAUAAAAAUGAGGACUGCGAGGUGCACAAACCGGUGGUGGAGAACGGCCACGUAUGCCACAUUCUGAUUGACGACUCGUGCGAGCUGCACAACACCGAAAAAGGUGCCGAAAGCUGAACUGCUCGAACUGUUCCCAGUGAUACGAUAUUGUUGGAGACCUUAUAUCCGUAGGUGAAAUGUAAAUAUAGAGUACAUGAUGUUUAUAUUAAGAUGCUAUCGAUUACUACAAGACUGGAUAUGAAAACAAGGAUUUGUGUAUCAAAUAUGUAACGAUUUGCUGCAGAUUUCACCACCGGUUGUUUCAGUUCUUCCAAUCUCUAUCGUGGGGGCCAAAAUUUGCCGAGUCUACGAACGCCGAAUCGUGGUGACGUUUGUUGCAGAUUCUCACCCUUUUUGAAGAAUACAUGUAAAUUACUCUAGAUAAAAAACAAUGUUAUGUCAAUUAGUAGGUAUUGCUAUGUCUAAACUGAACUGACUUGACUUUUGGUUGACCAGAUCUGCUUUCUUCUAGAUCUUCACGUUUAUUACUAGAUCAAAGAUUAACCUUUUAUACCCCGUGAAUAUUUUAUAUAAAUAAUACCAUGUCGCUUAGGUAGGAAUUUUAUAACACUGGUAUACUCCUAACAUUUAUCUAGUAUAAGACCACAGGAUUAGCAAAAUAUCCCUUUAACUGGAUUUUUGGUGAUCCAGUGGAAUAACGGCUCCCACACAUGCAGUAAUCUUGGUGUUGGUAACUUAUUAGACCUCAUCAUAUCAUAUGCCUGCCUUUUCUGUGCUGUGCCUCACUAUCCUUAGAACUUAGAUCAAACAAACUUAAACAACAACCCCGUUCAAACCGAACUAUGUUUAUUUGAACGGUGGGUCUAAUAAAAACAAACAAUUAAACGAGAUUAUAACUAGACACAUUAAUUCUGAUUUCUUAUCCAAUCCCGGUGAUAUACAGGACGGUUCUAAUAAUAAUAUAAUACGAAUCUACUAACAUUAAUUAUUCUGGAGAUCGUCUUGUAUAAAUUAAGUAAAUGUUGAAUGUUGCAUAUGGCUAUAUUUAACCCAGAAAUUACUGUAAUACGCUUGUUUUAUAUUAAUUGUUGAUAAUACUUUAUCGAAUGUUGAAGUUAAGUUUGUGAUGUCUACUAUAGAAAAAUUAAAAUUACGUUGAACCUUUAAAUUUGUAAAUAAUAUAUUAAAAAGACUGAUAUUAAUAAAUAAUUAAAGCGAUCGCCUCGUUGAAAUUAAACACUUGGCGUUAAAUUUCGACUAAACUAAAAACAACUAAAUUAAAUAACAAUUCUUCCACUGUAAUAAGAAAAGUAGGUACGGCCUAAUACUCUUAACAAACUUUAGAUUGCUUUGUAUUAUUCUUACUGUUUGAACCUUAGUAAAUCGUAAGAUUCGGUAUAAAUAUUGCUCAAUGUACAAAACCUAGACUAAACCUAAUACAACCUAAUACUCAUAGAAUAAACCGCAUUCAAAAGCAGAACAGUCAUUUAUAAUUUGGCUUAACAGUUUUUCGGUUUGGUGAAUGUUACGCAUAAAAUAGGGGAACAAUAUUGAUGUACAUUGGAUUUUUGACGCAUCUUUUUAGGGGAUUUGUGGCUGGAAAGAUCGACGAAAAUCCGAAAACGAUUACUUAUAGCUGUUUUAAAUGUAACAGUAAUACGCAACGAUAUUUGUACUAAAAUUAUACUCGUAACAAUA
Aethina tumida (small hive beetle) is the source of this 2692-nucleotide messenger RNA. RefSeq lists its product as uncharacterized. The transcript is spliced from 6 exons. Bases 425 to 817 code for a protein of 130 amino acids. The record is from RefSeq and is a predicted model, not a curated record. Lineage: Eukaryota; Metazoa; Arthropoda; Insecta; Coleoptera; Nitidulidae.